AUGGACCGACCAAGUGACGAUGAUGAAGAUGUGGAGUUGGACCUCGACCUCCUAGCGAUCAACGAGGACGACGUGCGUCAAACCGUCUACAAGCAGACUGGCAAGCGCAAGAGUGAAGCAAGACCCGGCAUGUCACGUUCAGCUCGCCCUCGAACUGGGUUGGAACAAGCAAGUGCGCCGGAACACGUCUCCAACCGUCACCAGAAACGACGAUCAAGUGCUCCAGAAACGAUGUCUGAUGACGAAGAAGAUGCAAGCGUCUACGAUCAAGAUGACGACUCGACGCCUCCAACAUUUUGGCGUGCAAGUGCAAACGCAGUGGAAGCAACGGACCUAGCAGAACCUGUGACUUUUCAAGACGCGAUCAAUGGUCCUGAUCAAACUCACUGGCGAAAUGCUGUGAAGGCGGAACUCAAGUCGAUGCAUCUUCGUGGAGUUUUCCGUGCGGCAAAACUGCCAAGAGGCCAAGGCGCGAUAGGCACCAAGUGGGUGUUCAAGAUCAAGCGCAAAGCGGAUGGAUCGGUCGAGAAAUACAAGGCGCGUCUCGUUGCCAAGGGCUUCAAGCAGAAGUACGGCAUCGACUACACAGAGACGUUCUCGCCCGUGGUCAAGUACGUGACACUGCGUAUGGUGAUCGCGAUCACCAAGUAUUUCGACUGGCCACUGGACCAACUCGAUGUGGUGACAGCCUUUCUCUACGGAGUGAUGAAGGAGAAGGUGUACUGUGUGAUACCAGAAGGCGUCGAGAUGGAUGGCGACUUCGACUGUCUCGAGUUGGUGAAGGCGAUCUACGGUCUCAAGCAAGCUUCACGUGUGUGGAACGAGACUUUCGACGAGUUCGUAUGCUUUAUCGGUUUCAAAGUGUCGGCGUUCGACCCAUGUCUCUACAUCAAGGUUGUCGACGGUCACUGUGUGCUCGUGCUGGUCUACGUGGAUGACGUGUUGGUCACCGGCAGCUCGCUCGAGUUGAUUGCGCAGACGAAGGCCGACCUCAAGACGCGUUUCGAGAUGACCGACAGUGGCAAGUGUACUUUUGUACUGGGCAUCGAACUGGUGGACGAAUCGGAUGGCAGCGUGACGAUGUGCCAGCGACGGUAUGUUAACGACAUCCUCAAGCGCUUCGGCAUGGAUGAGUGCAAGGCCACAGCAAGUCCGGUCGACUUGAGCACUCGGCUUGUCGCAAGCAGCGAAGCGGCCAAGAUCGACGUUCCGUUUCGUGAAGCUGUGGGAGCUUUGAUGCACUUGACGACCGCGACGCGCCCGGACAUUGCGUAUGCUGUGGGGUACGUCUCGCGCUUCAUGGAGAAUCCGCAGCAAGAACAUUGGACGGCGGUGAAGCGCAUCUUUCGUUACUUGCAAGGGACCAAGUCGCACGGACUCCGCUUCCAGCCAAGCGACAAGAUCGACUUUCGUGGCUACUCGGACGCGGACUGGGCCGGCGACCACGCUGAUCGCAAGUCGACUUCGGGUUACACUUUCAUGCUGAUGGGUGCUCCUGUGAGUUGGGGAAGCAAGAAGCAGCCAAGUGUGUCGCUGUCGACGAGUGAAGCGGAAUACAUCGCACUGAGUCUGGCCAUCCAGGAAGGCAAGUGGGUGCAUCGCCUGCUAUGCGAGAUUUUGGCGGCCGCAAACGAACCAGGACCGGACCUCGUCAUCCGUGAAGACAACCAGUCGUGCAUCAAGAUGACGAAGAAUCCGGUGAAUCAUGGCCGCGCCAAGCACAUCGACAUCAAGUACCAUCACAUCCGUGAUGAGGUCAAUCGCGGUGAAGUGAAGCUCGAGUAUUGCGAGACUUCCGUGAUGAUGGCGGACAUCAUGACCAAGGGACUUUCGGGACCUCGUCACAAGGACUUGACGACGGCUCUCGGCAUUCGUGCGAGUUCGGAUUGA
Peronospora matthiolae is the source of this 1890-nucleotide messenger RNA. NCBI's taxonomy places the organism in Eukaryota, Oomycota, Peronosporomycetes, Peronosporales, Peronosporaceae. The record is from the annotation of a GenBank genome assembly.